Megalopta genalis is the source of this 2066-nucleotide messenger RNA. RefSeq lists its product as uncharacterized. The record is from RefSeq and is a predicted model, not a curated record. NCBI's taxonomy places the organism in Eukaryota, Metazoa, Arthropoda, Insecta, Hymenoptera, Halictidae.
CGGCAUCAGGCAAAAAUGAUGCAACGUAGGAGCACGUUAAUCCAUCGAGAAUUACAUACUCCAGAUAAUUUAAGCGAAUCAGCGUCAAGUGAAGAAACCUUAUUUGAUCAAUUCCUGAUGGAAACAAAAAAUCCGGAAUACUUGAAAGAAAUGUAUACUGAUCUUGUAAUAAAAACAAGAACAAUUUACUUAAAUCAUCACGUAAAUAAUCCAGGAUUUUUUUGCUUAGUGUUGAUGACGGAUGAUUAUAAGCUGACUUUUAAUACAUUAAUCAAUUUCGUUUAUAAAUCGUAUACAGGUUACUCCACUGAGAAACCUAAAUUUUUCACUGAAAUUGAGCACUUUUCACAAGUUGCUAUUCCUGCAAUGGUAAAUACUGUAAUUGAAGAAAUAAGACAGUCACUGUCAUCAUCAAAAUUGCAAACAAAGACAUGGCUAAGAACUUAUGGUGUUACAUCAUUUAAAAAUUUAAUGCCUAGUCAAAUGCCACGUGAUUCAAAGAAAUGUCCUGACGAAGAUAAUUAUUAAUUGCAAGAAUUUAUAAGCUUUGUUUAUUUUAGAUUUAUUAUACUUUAUUUUUAACAAGUUCAUUGGUACAUAGCAAUUAGUUACAUGUAGAGUGAACACGUUGUCUCAAAAAUACUUUUAUGUAAGGAACUUUUAUUAUUCUACUUAAAUGAAUUAAUUUAAUUAUAAUCUAAUUAUUAAAAUAUAAUGUAGAAAUUGUUCGUGUAUUUAAAAAAAAAAAUAGCUAACUUUUUUCAGAUGCUGGUCUUAAAAAUAUUGAAAGAUACAUUAGUCUUUAUAAAUAUUGGUUAGCAUUUAUUGUAAUAUCGUCCCACAGUUGAUCACACAUGAGUUUCAUCAAAUGAGGAGAUCAUCAUUUAAAAUCGAAGUACCUGAUGACUAUAAUUACCUGCAAACUUGUUUUAUAAUUUGUACUUCCAUAGGCAAUUUUUGAUCAUCGAACGUGCUUGCAAAGGAACUCUCAUCAAUUUUGGGCAGAGGGUUUUCAAGAAUUACAGAUUUUGUUCUAAUUUCGAAUGAUUCAAUCAUAUCCACGUUUCAUAUAGUAUAUUGUCCUCGGUAUUUACAUUCCUUGAUAAAUUAUUUGAUUUUGGUUCAACAGAAGAGAUUAUGAGUGAGUUUUAUCAUCUCUAUUUCCAUGUUGUCUGAUAUGUUCCUGCAAACUUUCGUUACGUCCAAAUACCAGAUUACAGCAACUACAUCUGUAGAUGAAAUAGUCAUGUUAUAAAUAUAAAAUUAUAAUACAAAUUUUUAAAUUGAUAUACAUACUGAUAUUGUGUUUCAUUAAUUAUCUUUGUUUUAUUUUCAAACGGAUAAUGAAGCUUUUGGUGUGCAAGUAAAUUAUAUCGUUGUGCAAAACAUUUUCCACACAAUGUACAGCUAUAUGGCCUUUCACCAGUAUGAGCUCGCAUAUGUCUUUUUAAAUGAGAUGUUGAAAGCAAAGCUAAGUCACAAAUCUGUAAUAAAAGCAGACAUUAAUGACAAUUUAAUAUUUUUUAUGAGAACAAAAUGAUAAACAGAUAAAAUCUAAACAUAUUACUAACAUGGCAUUUAUAAGAUUUUUUUCCACUGUGUGAUAGUUUAUGCAUAUUAUAAGAUGUAUGAUGUAUAAACCUUUUGCCACAUAACUCACAUUGGUAAAGUGUUUCACCAGUGUGCAUUGGCAAAUGUCUUACAAGUGAUACUUUUUGUGAAAAGCACUUACUACAGAAAUUGCAUUGGAAUGGAUUAAUUCCAUUGUGCAUUCCUAUAUGAAUUUCUAAUGCAUGUUUACGCUUGUAUGCCUGACCACAUUUUUCACACAUAUAAGGUUUUGUUGAAGAAUGCGUUUUUAUAUGCACUUUUAAUUCAGUCAAUGUCUUCCAUUCUUUACUACAAAUGGAACAUGAAAACUCCAAUAACUUUGAGUUAAGUGGUGAAGCUUCCUCUGAUAAUAUUGGAACUUUAGCUUUCUCAACUUUUAAUGCUAUGUACAUAUGAAAAUUUAAAGAAGUAAAAAUAUACUGACCAAAAUACAUUUAUUAAGAUAUAGAGUGAAA